AUGGCUGAACUGACUACAGCUAUCCCCAAAGGUUCCGUCGUCCUCGUGACCGGCCUCACGGGCUACAUUGCGACACAUGUGGCACAGGAACUCUUCUCCCAGGGAUAUAAAGUGCGUGGGACAGUUCGUGACCCCGUUAAGGCGUCUUGGCUCAAAGAUGAGGUGUUUUCGGCUGAGCAUGCGGCUGGCAAUCUAGAGCUUGUCCAGGUGUCAGAUCUUGGAGCUCCAAAUGCCUUUGGUGCUGCCAUUAAAGGGGUUGCAGCUAUCGCUCAUAUUGCCACAGUCUCGAACAUGGACCCGGACCCGAAUGAAGUUAUUCCACGAACUGUGUCUGGAAUUGUUUCGCUUUUGCGCGCGGCUGCUGCGGAGCCUUCCGUUAAACGAUUCGUGUUCACAUCUUCAGCUGGCUCUGCCAUAAUGCCUGUCCCCGGUGCAUCGGGACAUGUUGGCCGUGACACCUGGAACGAUGCGGCUGUGCAAGCGGCGUGGGCUCCACCACCAUACGAUGCCAGCCGUGGCAUGAUUACCUACAUGGCGAGUAAGGUGGAGGCUGAGAAGGCUGUUUGGAAGUUCCUUCAAGAGGAAAAGCCCAACUUUGUGCUGAAUGUUGUGAGCCCAUUUACCACGAUGGGUACUGUGCUGCACCCUAGCCAUGCAAGGGGUACAGCCGGUUGGGUGAGCGGAUUGUACAAGGGUGACACAAGUGCCGUUAGCAUGAUGCCCUCAUUAAUCUAUGUUAAUGUCAGAGAUGUUGCAGUCCUCCAUGUCGCGGCCAUUCUCGACGAGGACACCAAGGAAGAAAGAAUCCAAGCCUGGGCCGGCCCUUUCAAUUGGAAUGACGUCCUGGCUAUCCUGCGACGUCUUUAUCCGACCCAUGAAUUUGUUGGCGAUCUCCCGGAAUCGGCGGCAAUUUCCGUAACGGCCGAUGACAGUGUUCCACUGAAGCUGUUAAAGAAGUGGGCUCAACAAGAUGGCUGGAAAAGUUUGGAGGAUACAGUUCGCGAGAAUAUAAGCAGCCUCCUAUAG
Messenger RNA from Trichoderma asperellum CBS 433.97, 1026 nucleotides. RefSeq lists its product as uncharacterized. Gene Ontology annotation, molecular function: oxidoreductase activity, acting on the CH-OH group of donors, NAD or NADP as acceptor. Lineage: Eukaryota; Fungi; Ascomycota; Sordariomycetes; Hypocreales; Hypocreaceae. The record is from RefSeq and is a predicted model, not a curated record.